CGUAAACAGAGUGAUCCUCAUACAACUUGAAAACCCUUCAAAACAGUCCAAACUCCUAAAGCAAAAGGAAAGUAGAAACCAUCGGACUAGGGUUCGUUAUUGUACCGGCGAUGAAGCUUGCGGGCCUGAAAUCUGUCGAGAACGCACACGACGAGUCUGUGUGGGCAGCGACGUGGGUGCCUGCAACCGAGACUCGAUCGGCGCUGCUACUGACCGGGUCGCUGGACGAGACAGUGAGGCUCUGGAGAUCAGACGAGCUGGUCCUGGAGCGUACAAACACGGGCCACUGCCUGGGAGUGGCGUCGGUGGCGGCUCACCCGUCGGGGCUAAUUGCCGCCUCGGCUUCUCUCGACAGCUUCGUUCGGGUCUUCGACGUCGACACCAACGCCACCAUCGCCACUCUCGAAGCUCCACCCUCUGAAGUCUGGCAAUUGCGCUUCAAUCCCCAGGGUUCCACCCUAGCAGUUGCUGGUGGGGGUAGUGCAUCAAUCAAGCUUUGGGACACUGCCACGUGGGAUUUGGUUGCCACUCUACCUAUUCCUCGCCUAGAAGGUCCCAAGCCCUCUGAUAAAAGUGGCAGCAAGAAGUUUGUCCUAUCAGUUGCCUGGAGUCCUGAUGGUAAACGACUCGCCUGUGGCUCAAUGGAUGGGACCAUCUCUAUUUUUGAUGUUGCUCGUUCCAAAUUUUUACACCACCUGGAAGGCCACUUCAUGCCCGUGAGGUCUCUGGUGUACUCCCCUAUUGAACCACGGCUACUCUUUACGGGCUCAGAUGAUAUGCAUGUGCACAUGUAUGAUGCUGAUGGGAAAUCCCUGGUUGGAGCUAUGUCAGGUCAUGAAAGCUGGGUAUUGAGUGUGGAUGUAAGCCCAGAUGGUGCAGCUCUUGCAACAGGCUCUAGUGAUAGAACUGUGAGGCUCUGGGAUAUUUCUAUGAGGGCAGCUGUGCAGACCAUUAGUAAUCAUACAGACCAGGUCUGGGGAGUGGCAUUUCGACCACCAGGGGGGAGCGGUGUACGGACCGGUCGGCUUGCUAGUGUGUCAGAUGACAAGAGCAUAUCACUGUACGAUUAUUCCUGAAGUAAGUUGCAUGUGGAGAGAGUGCUGACAUCAAAGAUUUCUGUUGUUAUAAGAUAGGACUAACUUCUUAAGCUGCUGUUUCUCAUAUUGAUCUCAAGAAAAUAUUUGGUUUAUACUUGGUAUUUAAUUCUCUGAUUGACUUUA
Messenger RNA from Alnus glutinosa, 1220 nucleotides. RefSeq names its product WD repeat-containing protein VIP3. Gene Ontology annotation, cellular component: Cdc73/Paf1 complex. Gene Ontology annotation, molecular function: protein binding. Lineage: Eukaryota; Viridiplantae; Streptophyta; Magnoliopsida; Fagales; Betulaceae. Bases 111 to 1076 code for a protein of 321 amino acids. The record is from RefSeq and is a predicted model, not a curated record. The transcript is spliced from 2 exons.